GCCAGCCAGGCUUUGCCUUCUCCUCUCCCUUGGUUUCUUCUUCUUCUUCUUUCCAAAAAUUCCCUUCUUCAAUCCAUCCCUGAAUGAAACUGGAGGGAGACAGACAGAAUCCAAUCCAACAUCCUCGCACCCUCCCACUCCACUUGUGAUUCGUGCGUGAUUCCAUUUCCAUCGAUUCCUGCUGCCUGCUGCUACGACCACGAUCGAAUGCCGCCGACGGAGACCUAGGGUUUCGAUCUCGUCCACCAGCACCAGAUGCCGCUCCGGGAGGCGCCGCUCCCGUCCAAGCGGCUCGCCAGCGCGCGCCACUAUGCCCCCGCCGCCGCCCCGCCGGUGCCGCCCCACCGCCCGCCGCCAUCCGCCUCCAUAUCCACCGCCUCCGCCCGCAAGCCGCCCGAGCCGCUCCGGAGGGCCGUCGCCGACUGCCUCUCGCCGCCCGCGCCGCACACCCACGGUCCAGCUGCCGCCGCCGCUUCUGCCGCCGCCGAGGCCUCGCGAACGCUCCGGGAUUAUAUAGCCAACCCUUCAACCAUAGAUAUGGCUUAUAAUGUCCUCAUUGACCAUGCACUUGCAGAAAGUGAUCGCAGCCCAGCGGUCGUCCCAAGAUGUGUGGCAUUGUUAAAGAGAUAUCUUAUCCGGUAUAUUCCAAGGGUCCAGACUCUGCGUCAAAUUGAUCUUUUCUGUGCAAAUACGAUUGCAAAAUGUGAACCAAUGGCAAAUAACAGAGCAGAAUCUCUUGGCCAAGUAUCAGCAGUAGCUGCACCAAAUUCCUCACCAAUUGCCCCGCCAAUAUCCAACUUUGCUUCAGCAUCUCUUGUGAAGUCUUUAAACUAUGUUCGCUCAUUGGUUGCAAGACAUAUUCCAAAAUUGUCAUUCCAACCUAUAGUCCAGUCUGUUGCGUCCAAGCAGUCACUUCCUUCACUUUCAUCAUUUUUGAAUAGGUCCUUAGCAGAAGUUAUUAGCAACAGAGAACAUCUUGAAUUGAAGGAAUGCCAUAGUUCAUCCGAUUUGAUAUCAUCAGCUAGCGAUAAAGUUGACGGGGGUGAGCCUGGAGAUGAUAGCAAAUAUAUAUCCUUUGACAUUUUAAGCUGGCGAUGGCAUGUGUAUGGCGAGGAACGGCAGGCAUCAACUUCUGCCGAAGAAAGCAGUGAUUUUGUGGGUCUUCAAGAUUUUCAUACACAUGGUUUUCUUGAGGUUGGUGCUGCAGCUCUUUUAGUUGGGGAUAUGGAGGCGAAAAUUAAUGAUCAACACUGGAAAUAUAGUGUUAUCAAGGAAUUUCCAGAUAUUGAUUUGCUGCAACCUUCAACUUCUGCCCUAAGUACUUUUGCGUCGUCGCAAAGCCAUUUAAAAGCAAUAACUGCCUCAAAACGCAUGAAGUCAGGCCCAAAUCAUGUUUGGAUGAACAUACCAGCAAACACCUUCCAGCCUCGAGCACGUCCCCUUUUCCAGUAUAGACACUACAGUGAGCAGCAACCCUUAAGAUUGAAUCCGGCUGAAAUUUCUGAAGUCAUAGCUGAAGUUUGUUCCGAAGCAACUUCAAAUGCAAGUCAGUCUAUUGCUCCAUCAAGAUUGAGCACCCAGAAUCGGCAACCUUCAGCAGAUGUGGCAUUCAGUGUCCUUAUCAAACUUGUCAUUGACAUGUAUAUGAUGGAUUCCGAGACUGCUGCACCCCUGACACUUUAUAUGCUUGAGGGUAUGCUGAGCUCUCAAAAGACAUCUGCCAGAACAAAGGCUCUUGAUUUGAUCCUAAAUCUGGGGGUACAUGCACACUUACUGGAACCUAUGGUUGUUCAAGAUGCACCGCUUAUAGAUAAAAGUGAAGCUGUUAACCAUUCUUAUCUAAGCAACGAAUAUGGAUCAAGUAUAGAUGAACCAAGGGCAGCAGAACCCGAAGAAGAGCCGAAUAUCAGUCCUGCUAUUGAUCAGUUUGAGUCAUGGCUUCUUAAAAUACUUUUUGAGGUUCUCCUUCUCCUAGUACAGAUGGAGGAACGACAGGAGAUUGUGUGGGCCUCAGCUUUGAGUUGUCUAUUUUACUUUGUUUGUGAUGGAGGAAAAAUUAUCAGGAGUAGACUGGGAGGUCUGGACAUAAGGGUAAUAAAGACUCUUCUUGAAAUUAGUGUGGAGCACUCAUGGGCAAAAGUAGUGCACAGCAAGCUCAUAUGCAUGCUUACAAAUAUGCUGUACCAAGUAUCAGAUGUAACUCAGAAUGGUGUUCGUGAUACUCAUUUUGUUCCUGAACGGAUUGAUCUUCUUGGUGGAAUUGACUAUAUUUGUCUUGAGUAUUCACGAGCCAACUCCAGGGAAGAGAAGCGAGAUUUAUUUUUUGUCAUUUUUGAUUACGUAGUGCAUCAAAUAAAUGAAGCUUGCCUGGCUGGUGGUAUUUCAACCUAUACUUAUGAUGAUGCCCAGCCCCUUGCUUCCCUUCUUGCAUUCGCUGAUGCUCCUGAGGCCUUUUAUAUAUCUGUGAAGCAUGGUGUUGAAGGCGUCGGUGACAUGCUGAGGAAAGCUAUAUCGGCGGCAUUAUCGCAGUCUGCACACUAUGACCAAUUGAAUGUGCUUCUGGACAAGGUUAUGAGAAAACUUGAUGGAACUGUCAGCACGUUUUCCAGGAUUGACAAUGAGUUUGCUUAUAUGAUCCAAGUAACAAAAUCAUGCAAGUGCUUUAGCAGCAUUAAAGAAGGAUGUGAUGAUGCUGAUGUCGCGCUUAGAGCCAGGCUUUGCUGGGCGACUUUGCACUCGCUUCUUCACUCACAGAUUUCAUCAUAUAGACACCAUGGUUAUAUUUGGUUAGUUGAAUUGCUCCUUUCAGAAAUCAGUGAAGAAACAGAUGGUUCUAUAUGGUCUAAAAUAAAAAAGCUUCAAGCAGAAAUUGAAGUUGCUGGUAGCCAGGAUCUAUCAUGUUCAGAAGUUUCUCUGCCUGUUUGUAUGCUCUGUGGGCUUCUGAAGUCAAAACACAACUUCAUUAGGUGGGGAUUCCUGUAUGUGCUGGACAAAUUUCUGAUGCGUUGCAAAUUAUUAUUGGAUGACAGUGAUAUGCAAGUCCAAACAACUGCUGAUCAUAGCAAAAACUGUCUUGAUAAAGCUUUUGCAGUUAUAGAUAUUAUGAAUAGUGCUCUGUUACUAGUAGUUCAAAACAAUGAGACAGACCAUAUCAACAUCUUAAAGAUGUGUGACAUGCUGUUCUCUCAAUUAUGCCUGAGAAUUCCUUCCACAAAUGCGAUGCAUGCCGGGGGCCUUCAGUCCCUUGGUCAACUUUUUGGUUGUACAACCAAGAACAUUGAUAGUCAUUUGGAAACCCUUGCAUCACACCAAAGUGUUGCAAACAAGAAUCUUUGCCGGAGUGAGACAUUGCAAGAUAUUGGCAUGAAUCAAUCUGCUCAAUCCACUUUACUCUGUGAAGCAUCAAUGGCGGCACUACUUCUGAGAGGGCUCGCAAUAGCCCCCAUGCAACUUGUAGCCCGUGUGCCGACUUCUUUGUUUUUCUGGCCAUUGAUUCAGCUUGAAGGGGCAGCCAGUGAUGACAUUGCAUUAGGUAUUGCUGUUGGUAGCACAGGAAGAGGCAAUCUUCCUGGUGCUACAUCAGAUAUUCGAGCAGCACUUCUAUUACUAUUGAUUGGUAAAUGCACAGCUGAUCAGGAGGCACUGAAGGAGGUAGAAGGCAAUGAGUUCUUUAGGGGUCUUCUGGAUGAUACGGAUUCAAGGGUAGCAUAUUAUUCUGCUGCUUUUCUUCUGAAGAGAAUGAUGACAGAGGAACCAGAGAUCUACCAGCGGAUGCUUCAGAGCCUCAUUUCGAAAGCUCAACAGUGUAACAAUGAGAAACUUCUGGAGAACCCAUACCUUCAAAUGCGUGGAAUAUUGCAGUUAUCAAAUGACCUAGGAGUGCAAUGAUAAGGCUGUGAUGGCAUUUCAAUGGAUAAAGCUAUAGGUUAGAAUCUGUAGUACUUUAGGCUGUGUUUAUUGCAGAAGAAUCUGAAACUGCCUUCCUCUGCUCCAAAUUAAGAAAAGAUGCAAUGCAAAUCAUGUAAAUUACUGGGUUGGCCGGAUUCAUGUACAGGCCUCUGAAUUUCUUCGUUCUUUGUUCGACUUGGUGAAUAUCGUUCCGUGGGAGCCACUGUGAUUGACAGGAUAAUUUGGAGAUCAUCCUGUGAUAUGGACACCGUGCCAUCAUGGUUUACCUACCUGGAUGAAUUGACAAAGGUUAAAGACCCUACAAUUUUGUAAUCCUGACCAUUGAGAUCGAGGCAGCACAACUUUUUUUUGAGGCAUGCUCGGUUCAAUAAGUAGUAGGUCUCUUCCUUACCUGUGUGUUUGGUCUCCUUUACCUUUCCAUAUAUGGCAACUGACCAAAAGGAGUGUAGAUUUGUAUUGCCGAGUGAUAACAAUGUAAAUUUGUAGGUUGGUGGUGAUUAAUUUGGAGAUGAUGUA
Molecule: messenger RNA, 4425 nt
Organism: Panicum hallii
Lineage: Eukaryota; Viridiplantae; Streptophyta; Magnoliopsida; Poales; Poaceae
Exons: 18
Coding region: 256-3888 (1210 amino acids)
Source: RefSeq, a predicted model, not a curated record